Molecule: messenger RNA, 612 nt
Organism: Penicillium waksmanii
Lineage: Eukaryota; Fungi; Ascomycota; Eurotiomycetes; Eurotiales; Aspergillaceae
Product: ABC transporter sequence
Exons: 2
Biological process (GO): transmembrane transport
Molecular function (GO): ATPase-coupled transmembrane transporter activity; ATP hydrolysis activity; ATP binding
Source: RefSeq, a predicted model, not a curated record
ACCUCGCCAUUCUUUGGAAGGGGCCAUCGAUGUCGUCCACUAUGCGGUCUUGUCAAAGUAGACUGCCAGGAUCUAUCUUCCGUUCACAUUAACGCAUAUCGCGAUCAGGUUGCGCUUGUCAAUCAAGAGCCUAUGAUGUUCCAGGGCACAAUACGCGAUAAUUUGUUGCUUGGGCUAGACAGAAGUAAAGUUUCGGAAGAGGAAUUGGAGAACGCUUGCAAAGACGCCAACAUUCUUCAUUUCAUUCGUUCACUCCCUCUCGGCCUUGACACAGAUUGUGGAGGGAAGGGAAACAAUUUCUCGGGCGGUCAGAAGCAGCGAUUGGCGAUUGCUCGGGCUCUAUUGAGGUGUCCUAAUCUUUUGUUGCUAGACGAAGUCACCUCCGCCCUCGAUUCAGAAUCGCAAGAAGUGGUUCAAGCUGCACUAGAUGAGGCAGCAAUGCAAUGCACAACUGUUGCGAUUGCUCACCGUUUAAGUGCUAUCCAAAAUGCUGAUCUUAUCUGCUAUCUAGAAGAUGGCUUAAUCGUUGAAGCAGGAACUCAUGCUGAGCUCAUUCGAAAAAGAGGGCGUUAUUUCACCAUGUCCAGUCUACAGAACUUGGAAGUUAGUUAG